Molecule: messenger RNA, 3018 nt
Organism: Candidozyma auris
Lineage: Eukaryota; Fungi; Ascomycota; Pichiomycetes; Serinales; Metschnikowiaceae
Exons: 1
Coding region: 1-3018 (1005 amino acids)
Biological process (GO): endoplasmic reticulum to Golgi vesicle-mediated transport; GPI anchor metabolic process
Cellular component (GO): endoplasmic reticulum
Molecular function (GO): phosphatidylinositol deacylase activity
Source: RefSeq, a predicted model, not a curated record
AUGGACACCCGACGAGUCGUGUUUCUAUGGGCCCUGAUGGGCCUUCUCAUACUCUACUUGAUUGCUUCGUCGUACAUGUUUGCAAAAUACGAGGGUGCAGACGCCCCAGAGUGUCGAACCGUGUCCAUGUACCCAUCGUAUGCUCGAAUACGCUCUUUCGAUGAACAGCAUACCAAAUUCGCUUCGAAGUACUCGUUGUGGUUGUAUAGAGAGCAGGGAAAGGACCUGAUUCCAGAGAAGGAAGGAGAAGGUUUCGAGGCACUCGACGGGAUCCCCAUCUUGUUCAUUCCUGGCAACGCUGGUUCCUACCGGCAAGUCCGGCUGAUCGCCGCUGAGACGUCGAUAUUAUUUUUUGAUGAGAACAUUAAUGUUGUUGAUAACGACAAACAAAAAAACUACGAUUUUUUUGCUGCUGAUUUCAACGAGGACUACCUGGCCUUUCAUGGACGCACGAUCCUAGAUCAAGCUGAAUUUCUCAACGAUGCUGUGGCGUUUAUUUUGCUGCUUUAUGCUAAGCACGAAACGCCUCCAACCUCGUUGAUCUUGAUUGGCCAUUCAAUGGGCGGUAUUGUAGCCAGACUCAUGUUGACUUUGCCUAAUUACGUGCCCGGAUCUGUGAACACUAUUCUCACGCUUUCUUCACCUCACUCAGCGCCUCCACUUACAUUUGAUGGUGAUCUUCUACGAGUUUAUUCAAAGAUUGACCAGUUCUGGUAUGAUGGCUUCCACCUGCAGCUGACCUUACCGGUGCCAUCUUUGGCCCAGCAACGUCUUCACAACGUCUCUGUGAUCUCCAUUACUGGUGGUCUUCUAGAUACCAUUUUACCCGCAGACUACACAACUCUUGGCUACCUUGUACCGCCAAGCAAUGGAUUCACCGUGUUCACUACCGGUAUACCUGAUGUGUGGACUCCUUCAGAUCAUUUGGCUAUAGUUUGGUGUAGGCAGCUCAGACGACUGAUCGCAAGAUGGCUAUUGAGCAUUGCUGACAUCACGUCGCCACACAGAACAGUACCUUUGGAGAAGAGAAUGCGGAUUCUGCGCGAUAUAUUCAUGACUGGCUUCGAGAAAUACACGGAGCAAGACAUCGGUGAGUCGGGCGACUUUGUACAAUUGACUUUAGCUGCAUCCGAUGUGGACAUGCAUGGUCCGAACCUAGUUGUUAGGUUAGAUAACCAAAACGAACACAGUCUCAGGAAGAAUAUUUUCAAACUUGAGCCUGAUGCUACAUUUUACUUUCUUUCGCUGCAUCGCCUUACUACUUGGGAGGAGUCAGCUACCGCUGAAACCGAGACGUCCAGCUUGCUUCUUUGCCGAAAUGCAAAUGAAGGUAGGGAAGGAGAACGAUUCAACAUAUCUGCUGAACAUCGUUGCCUCGACUUGUAUUCUUACAUUCGCCAGGUUCCGCGACUGAGCAAAGAUGUGGAGAGAAUUAUGGAUUCCUCGUUUGAUGGCGAGAAGAACCCAUUUUACGCUCUCAAAUUAGAGCCUCAAGUUCUUGGCAAGUACGACAUGAUAGUCAUGCAUGAACCUUUCAAGGCACCUGAAUCUCAUUUCGCUAUUGCCCAGCUCACAUCUGCCAACAAUACAAAUGCAACGAUGGAGUCUGACCUAAGCGGGUUACUUUUAAAGGAUGUCAAGAAAACCUUACCAAAAGAUCGCCUGAUGUCAUUCAAUAUUUAUAUUCCAGGUGCUUGGUCAAGCGUCCUAGCAUACAAAGUUGUGUUUAAAAACUUAGAUUUAGAAGAGCACAGCUUCACACCCUUUAUUCGUGAAUGGAGAGAUGAUCCUUACGAAAGUAAAUGGUACAUUAAUAUUAGAAACGAUAAAGCGACACACCUUAGCGUGCAUGCUGUUGCUCCUUACACUCCUUUUCAGAACACAAGGACCCAACAAGGUAUCAACCUCGAGCUUUGGGCCGAGCCGGGGUUUUCCAGCAAAGAUGACUCGUCAAAAGAUGUCGUGGUCAUAUUUUCUGUUGAUUUCUGGGGAAGCUUAAAACUUUUGGUCCUUCGUUAUAGACUAGCUGUGGUAGCCCACUGUCUUGCUGUUUCGUUAUUAAUCUUCGUGUUCCAGCUGCUCAAGUAUUAUGAGACAGGCAAGUUUCCCGACCACAUGUAUGGCCUUGGAUGCAUUUGCAACUUCAAGUGGCUACUUAUGAUUUUCAUCGUCCUUGGAUCGCUCACUUCAGUUGUGAAGAACGGAGUUGUUCAGAGCAUUCUCAACAGAAUUGACCCAGUCACAUUGCAUAGCAAGAAUGAGAUUCAUGUGAGUUUACACCCAGAGUACACUCUCCAUACCCUAUACUUAGGUUUGGAAGAGGGCUGUCUUUGGUUUUUUGGACCCUUGUUUUUUACUGUGGCGCUUGGAAUCAACUGGCUUGGGUACAAUCUCUUGCUCCUUGCAGGCUCCGCAAUUGUCUACGUCGGUCGUAUUACAAGACUUCUAUCAAGGAACCUAGAAGAGAAAGAGUCACAGCAUGUCAAAGUACGCAAGAGCAAGGUAGGGGGGAUGGUAUUGUUGAUGGUUCUUGUUUCCUUCUACUUGCCGUAUCAAUUCGCCUAUGUUAUCUCCUUGACGGUACAAGUGGUCACUGUUGUGAAACUUAUGGCGAAUAGAAACGCUCGAACAGCUCUUAAUUUCAAUAUGGGAGUAAUGAUGGUGAUGCUCUGGGUGUUACCUAUCAGCAUUCCCGUUUUGAUUGUGUUUGUUCACAAUUUCAAUAUCAAUUGGGCUACGCCUUUCUCGUCACACCACAAUCUCCUUGCAAUAGCACCGAUUUUUGCGCUUGUGCUGCUCCAAAGUCAAUACAAAGAAUGGAUUCCAUUACCAAAGAAGGGAGACGGCAAGGACCUUUACUUCAAGACGAUUGUGGCGAUGCUGAUGUAUACCAUUUUCUACUGCAUGGUCUACGGGGUCCGCCAUACGUACUGGUUGCACCACUUGUUUAACUUUACGUGUGGGUUGAUGCUACCAGGGUAUAUCGACCGAUUCGUGGACCCAAAGUCAACAAAAUAA